GAAAUCUGUACACAAUAAACAAGACUUCUUUUUUCGUUGCGUAAAAAAGUAUUUAAAUUAAAAACUAAAAAAACAAGAAAAAGAAACCUAAAAUUUUUGAAAUAAGAAAAAGUUCCAAUAACUUUUUUGUUAAUACCGAGCACAGUGAGAGUCACAAUGAGUAACGAAACCAAAUUCAACAACAGCUAUGCGUUCGCUCACAAGUUCAAAUACCGGUCUCCUUUGUGGAUCGAAUCUGACACCGAGUCUGAGAGCAAGAGCAGCAGUGGCAGCGGGCUGUGCAACAGUGACGACAGCAUAGGCUGCGCCUCCUCAGACAGCUCCGGAAGUAUCAACAACUUCUUGGAUUCUAAGAUUCCGGAGCACCAUCAGAGUUCAGCGUCGGGCUUCAGCGACGGCGAUAGAGUCGUGGACGAUAACAAUGAUGUCCUCUCCGAUGAGAAGGCCAAGUCACCCAUCCGCUCGCCGCGCCGCACCCCGCGCCGGUUGGGCCGCUCCGAGUUCAGCAUGGAUGACGACGACUACUCGCCCAGCAACUCAGUCACCUCGGUCAAUUCGCUCGCCAGUCUGCUGCGGGAGAAGCUGCAGAGUAUCCCCCAAAAGAUCCGGAAGAAACCGACGGACUAUAAGCUGCGAGCGUUUGUGGGGCUCAUGUUCCUCGCGGUGGUGUUUUUCGUGGGGUUCGCGUAUGUCCUAUACCACCAGCAGGCUGCUACCAAGGCAUACUUCAACAACGUGCAGUUCAACGAACCCAAGAGGCUCAUCAGGAUCUUCAAUGCCGACGAAGUGGAAAUACUUAGAGCUAGACUAGCGGUGAGUCACCCAGGCAAAGGCAAUGUCUACCCCUGCUUGCCGGAGCAUCGACACCAGGACGGCUCGGUGUGCCUCGAGUGGCUGCAUACCUUACGGUUCUACCUCAAGAGUCUGCCACACGAUCCGGGCGUUGAUAACACCACCUGUUUCAAUGUUCACUGGAAAGCGCUUAAACACGAUGUAACUCCCAAUGAUUGUUUUGAUUGGAGUGACACUAAAGCUCACUGGUUUGGCGGCGGACAGUCCAUCAAUUUGACGUGGCCUUUAGACACUGGAACUAUACAGUAUACUCCUUUCGUCACGGGUGAUAUCCAGAAAUCUCAAUGGGGCAAUGUGCUCACACGGUACUUAAUAAACUCAAAAGGAGCAGCCAUCAUUAUAGAUGAAGAAACGCCGCUUUACGUUUCAGUCAAUGCAAAUAGCAAAGAGAUUUGCCUUAUGGCCAAAUAUGACGACUUCGCUUAUGCCAAUAGAUUCACCGAGUACGCAGAAAUGAAAUACAAUAUCUGCACUUCUAAAGAUAUGAAGUCACUACACUCUUCCAUCCACAGCCAUCGAAGUACACCCUUAUGGGAUGGUCUGAAGCCAGCUGAUAUGCAAACCUUAGACUCUCUCAUAUCAGAACCGGUUUGGCAAAUAGCUCCUCGGUUCAAGCACGAAUUACAAGCUGAAACUAUUUCUAAAUAUACAGAGGAUGUUAUAAAUUUGGGCUUCUUGAAACAAGGCCACGUUCUCAUAAACGAAUUUUGGCAGAACGAAAUUGGUGAUCUCACAGUCGAUACUAGUAGAUUUGAAACAUUAAACAUCACUGUAGACAAAUUGCAUAGACGAGGAUUCAAAGUAGCAUUUACUGUACAGCCGUUUAUAAGCACUGAAAGUGCUAAUUUCGGUGAAUGUGUUCAAAAGAGAUUAUUAAUUACCGAAAGGAAUAGUGAUAGGAGAAUACCAGCAUUAACGAGAUUCAAAUCUUUAGCUAGUGCCGGUGUGUUAGAUAUAACGAACAGUAAAACUGUGCCAUGGAUUAUGAAUAAGCUGCAGGCUGUGAUUGAUAAAUACGAUAUCGACUCUUUCUAUUUCGACUUAGGUUUAGCUUAUGAUAUGCCACAUUAUUAUCAAUGCGAGAAGAAACUUAUAAAUCCUGAUCAAUAUAAAACUGUGUUCAUUAAAACGUUUGAAAAGACUCUGAAUGUUAUUGGAGUGUCUUCGGCGGUGUCACUGCCCCGGCCACCUAUUUUCGUUUCUUUGCCGCCGUUUGAAUCUACAUGGGAAGCAAUGAGACUGGUCAUCCCUACCAUGUUGACGUAUGGAAUCAAUGGAUAUCCUUUCAUAAUGCCUGGUGCAGUAGGAGGUGACAUAUAUUGGCCUGGCAGUGAACAAUUUUUGCCGUCUCCCAAAGGAUCUGUGGACGUGAAUUUCACAGACACUUCACAUAACGGAAUAGAUUUGCCAGAAAAAGAGCUGUACAUGCGAUGGUUACAAAUGGCAACAUUCUUGCCUGUUAUGAAAUUCACACAUCUGCCGAGCAAAUAUAACGACGAGAAAGUUUUGGAGAUGGCCAAGAACUUGACGGUGCUGAGACAGAAAUUGGUGACCCCCCUUCUGCUGAAGUACAAGCGUGAGGCGUUGGAGGAGGGCUUACCGCUGGUGCGAGCUCUUUGGCUGCGUACUGCUGGUGAUGCUGCACUGCUUGUGAGGGACGAGUUCUGUAUCGGAGACGAGUUGGUGGUAGCACCAGUACUGCAGCAUAACACCACCACCAGGGAAGUAUAUCUCCCGGCGGGACUAUGGCAGGACGGAAUCGACGGGUCCCUGCGUAAAGGCAACCGCUGGAUGCACGAGUACAAAGUGCCUGUAGACCGAGUCGCUUACUUCAUCAGAAAACCGGACGAUUUACGAUUUUAAACAGUCAAUAAUGGUGGUGGUGUUUCCACUGACGAAGAAGAAAAUGAGUGUAAAGUUGUUAUUCUGUUUAACAUAGAAGAUCUGCUUAACGAUUCCACCACGCAUGAGACCAAGUGUGAGUGGAGAUCAAAUGUGAAGACGGUGCAAGAAAAGUCGGUUGCAACUACUGUAGUGUGAAAUUCAAUAAAUAAAAUAAUAUCCACAUGUUCAAUUUCAGCUCAUUGCGUACAGUGGGGAAUUUAACAAAUCACAAACAAAAUGGAAACGUUGCUUUCAGUAUAAGACAUCGUACAAAAAUAAGAAGUUCUUGUAAUACAGGAAAAUAAAAUAUAUCAACCAAUGAUAAUAUAGUUUAGGAUCGUGAACAUAAUAAUUCCAAGUAUGUAUGCUUUAUUCAAGAACAUGUGAACAUUUUUGUGUACUAUAAUACGAGUAUGUCUUAAGUCUCAACUUGGCAAUGGGCACUCAAGUUUUACUAGUAAAGUUGUUUUUUGAACCUAAAGUGCCCGUCCAAUCAGGUUCAUUAAUCAGAUUAAUUAAAAUUUGGCAACCUGCUAACUCUUGAUAGUGAAUAUUUCUUCUCUGUUAGUUUUUAAAACAAAGCUGAAAUAAGUGCCACUUAAAACUAACGUGACAAACCAAAGAAACAGAUAAGAUGCUCUAGUUAAAAAGAGUACCACAAGAUUGAAAGUUUUCGUACUUUUUACAAUAUUGUGUCAAUAUUUUUUCUAAUAAAAAAACAAAAAAGACAUAAGUUGAUAGAUUAA
Chilo suppressalis (striped riceborer) is the source of this 3482-nucleotide messenger RNA. Lineage: Eukaryota; Metazoa; Arthropoda; Insecta; Lepidoptera; Crambidae. The record is from the annotation of a GenBank genome assembly.